CUCACUGAAAAUCAAUUAAUCAUAGAAACUAUCCAUUAUUCAGCAUUUUAAUCGAACUACACAGUCGCAGCCUAUCGGAGAGUUAGCAGCUGACAUCAUUAAUUGCUAAGCUGCUGUUAUGCUCGCUAGUCAAGUAUUAUCGCGGAAACCCCACAUAGUUCGGAGCAACAUGUCAACAGCUCUGCAGUCCGCAGACCCAGAUAAGAACUGGUUCUUUCUCUGAGCAUACGCAACUUGAUGCGUGAUGUCCAAUUGAUAUAAGCAUCAUGGAUACAUUGAAGCUGGCGGGUACAAUUCCCUCCACCGCGUUCCGGCGAGUGGGGCCUCGUCGCGUGUUCCUCUUCCCUUCUCUUAUCGCAAUUAGCAUUCUAUUGUUUACAUUCUACCGUCCGCCAGAGCUUUCUAAUUAUGUCGUGGAAUUCCACGGAGAUGCCCAGCUGUCUCAUUCUCAAUGGGAUAAACUAGAUGCCCACCUGCAGAGAUGCGAAGAGUUGCAGGCACCAUGGCAAACGUAUGAUUUUCCUCCGUCAGCCAAUCGCACCAAUCCGCGGUGGAAAGUCUCUAGUGGCCAAAAGCAAACUGUAGUUUUGCGAAAUGUGACUGUGUUUGACGGUGACUCCAUUCUACCAGAGCCUGUAGAUAUUGUUUUUGCAGAAGGUGUUGUGCAGUCAAUCACCUCAAGUGGUGCCAACAACUUCGACGCCGUCGCAAAUACAAUUGUUCACAAUUACCAUGGACAUUUUGUCACUCCAGGUCUCGUGGACAUGCACUCACAUCAUCUAGCUAUUCCUUGGCCUAGUUUGGAAAGCUACGUAGAUGACAAUGAGAUCAACGAAGCCACUGGUCCAUUAACUCCAAUGGUCCGAGCACUCGACGCUAUCAAGCCUUACGAUAUAGCCGCCAAGAUCAUCGCGUCUGGCGGCAUCACCACAUCCUUGAUUCUUCCCGGCUCAGCAAAUAUCAUGGGCGGAGAGGCCUAUCCAGUUAAAAACUUCCUUCGAGGUGGUGAGUACGGCGAGGAAAUCGUCGAGGAGCUCCUUCUUGAACAUGGAAUUGCAAAAGAAAACCGACGGCGAUAUUUGAAAAUGGCAUGUGGAGAGAACCCCAGACGUGUAUAUCACCACACUCGUAUGGGUAAUGCCUGGCACUUCCGCCAUCAUAUGGCGCGUGCAAAAGAACUGCGUGAGAAACAGGAUGCCUGGUGUGCCGCCGCCGGGAUCGCCAGGCAGAGAAAAGACUCUGCAGCUGCUGCAACCCUCCUAGCUGAAGGGCCUUAUGCUAAGGGUGGGCUUCCAGAGGAGCUUGAGCUAGAUUCUAGUGUUGCAAUGCUACGAGGAAAGAUAGGUAUUAAUGUUCAUUGUUACGAGCAGGAAGACUUUGAAGAUAUGCUCCUUCACAGUGAAGAAUUCGGAUUCCGCAUUCAGGCAUUCCAUCACGCGUUGAGUGCAUGGAAGGUACCCGAAUUAAUCAAGAGUAGUGGACAAAAUAUUACGAUCGCGACAUUUGCCGACUUUAGCUUGUACAAAAAGGAAGCAUACGAUGGAAAUCUAUGGGCCGGAAAGAUCUUAACAGAGCAUGGUGUGCCGGUCGCAUAUAAAUCGGACCACGUUGAUGAAAACACCAACGCUAGAUACUUAUUGUCUCAAGCUGCUACGGCUCAUUCAUUCGGCCUUUCAGAGCUUCUCGCGUUACAGUCAGUAACUAGCGUACCGGCUAAAUCUCUUGAACUACAUCAUCGUGUAGGAUAUCUGAAACCUGGGUACGACGCCGACAUUGUUGUAUGGAACUCGCAUCCUCUUUCGGCCGGGGCAAAUGCGUUGCAGGUAUACAUUGACGGCAAAUCUACACUUGAGGAAAAGUCUUUCUCACCAGAAGCCGCUGAUAAUACGAAACCUGGAAUGCGCGCUGAGACCGCCGCGGAAGAUAUCAAAUUAUUCUGUGAACACCCGAAGAGAGACGAAAGCAUUGUCGUUACUGGAAUCAAGAAUUUCUACUUGGACACUCCCGAUAUCAAACCGUCCGCGAGCUUCAACUUGACAAUGGUAAUUAAUAAUGGAAAAAUAAGUUGCUUAGGAGAUCAGGAUCGAUGCAUCUCUACAACAUCGACCAGCCGUGUGAUCACCCUUCAAAACGGGCACGUACUUCCAGGCCUUACUACUAUUUCUGAUACUUUGGGCCUUGCGGAGAUCGAAUCCGAGGAGACCACUGCCGAUGGAUACGCUGAUAGGACAGCUAAUGUACUAGAUCCUGAAACUGCGCUGUACACUAAAUAUGGAAUUCAUUUUGAAGGAAAGGCUUUUAAUCGUGCCCGCAUUGGGGGUGUGACAAGGUCCAUCACGUACCCAUACGGCGACGGGUUCUUACAGGGCGUUAGUGUUGGGAUUAAAACAGCCGAGGGUGGUAAUCCUAUCAAUGGGGGCAUUUUCAAAGAUGACGUUGCGUUGCACAUUUCCAUUGGACAAGAUGCAAAAUCUUCGCUGCAAACCCCAAGCGUUUCGAAGUCUAUAGCUACACUUCGAAGGAUUUUGAAUGACAAUAAGGGUAAAGACACAUUGUAUGGAAAAGCCGCCAAUGGGAAAAUUCCAGUGGUUGCACAUUCUGAGAAUAAGUAUGAUAUUCUUCAACUUGUCAAAAUCAAGUACGACUUUCCCAAAGUCAACCUGGUGAUUUACGGUGCUUCAGAGGCCCCAGCUGUGGCUGAUGAAAUUGCAUCAGCUGGAAUUCCGGUCAUUUUCAACGCCGCCCAUUCUGCUCCAUCAGAAUGGGAGAAAAAGGACCUCCUCGUUGGGCCUCCUUUGACCAUAUCUCCUGUGCAGGUCCUUCUGGAAUCUAACGUCACAUUUGCGCUCUCCCUGCUGCCCGGCCAUGACUGGCAUCUUGCCAACCUACCCAUUGAAGCAGCCGCUAUUGCCAAAGAGGCUGGCAUCUCUUCAAAGCAGGCCAUUGAUCUUAUUUCAAUCAAGAUUGAUGAUGUUCUUGGCUUACAGAAAAGUGAAAGAAAUUCCGACUUUGUGAUCUGGGAAGGUGAUCCGCUUGAGUAUGGCGCUAGUGUUGUCCUAACUUUUGACGGCGAUAAUAGAGAAGUUGUUGGGUGUUGGCCAGAGGCUGAAUAAGCUGACAUUCAGAGACUACAACUCGAGAAUUAACUUUCCAUUUGGCUUCGUCUUGGCCAUAUAGCCAUUUGCUGAGGAUGAGAUAUUAUCGUUCCUGGUAUAAAUUCUAGAUCAAUGCAUCCUCUAUUUAUUAUCC
This is a messenger RNA of Talaromyces proteolyticus, 3249 nucleotides long. RefSeq lists its product as uncharacterized. Gene Ontology annotation, cellular component: cytoplasm. The record is from RefSeq and is a predicted model, not a curated record. Gene Ontology annotation, molecular function: allantoinase activity. NCBI's taxonomy places the organism in Eukaryota, Fungi, Ascomycota, Eurotiomycetes, Eurotiales, Trichocomaceae. The transcript has 8 exons. Bases 267 to 3113 code for a protein of 948 amino acids. Gene Ontology annotation, biological process: purine nucleobase catabolic process.